CCAUUUUUUUAUUCUCGGUCUCUCCUCUUUCUGGCUCUCUGCAAUUCCUCUCCCUCUCCUAUGGCUGAAACCUCUGCUGCUCUCUGCUUCUCACCCUUCACUUCCCUCUUCUCCUUCAUUCGCGCCAAAGACUCCUCUUUCUCUUCAUUCUCCACCGAUUUCCCUCCAAAAUCUCCAAAUUCCCACCCUUGUCCCUCCCGCCUUCUCCGGUUUCCCGCCAAAUCGUCCUCCGAUUCGUCCAAUUCCUUACCCGACGAUCUCUUCGGCUUCUUUCCUUGGUCCAAUGACUCUGAAAAAAUUGAAUGGGUUCCUGAAGAGAGAGUCACAUUGUUCACUUCUGAUGGACUAAUUCAAAUUGGAGGCUCCAUGGUCCCUCGACGUCUCACUUCUUCGAAUAAGAAGCAAGGUCAGUCAAAGACUAAUCAAAGAUUUCAGAGAUUUAAAGAGAGUGAUUACAUGGACACAGAGCAGGGUUUGUGUCUGGGUGCUCUAUUCGAUAUUGCAGCAACAAAUGGCCUUGAUACGGGCAGGAGACUUUGUAUCUUUGGCUUUUGCCGUUCCAUUGAGAUGCUAAGCGAUGUUGUGGAAGACACCGUUUUGGAACACGGUGGCGAGGUUGUUGCUGCAGAGAAAGCCAUGAAAGGUGGUUUGCAAGAGAAGCUAAGAAUGACGGUUGCAGUGCCGUUACUUUGGGGGGUCCCUCCUGCCGCUGAAACACUUCACCUUGCCGUAAAGAGUGGCGGAGGAAUUGUAGACAAAGUUUAUUGGCAAUGGGAUUUCUUAUAAAAAAAACAAAAGAUUAGCAUCCCUUCCUUACCAUUAUUUGUGCAUGUUGUACAUAAUAUUGUUUUAUUCCAAAUCAAAUCAGCCGUCUCCAGUUUCUUACCA
Molecule: messenger RNA, 888 nt
Organism: Malus domestica (apple)
Lineage: Eukaryota; Viridiplantae; Streptophyta; Magnoliopsida; Rosales; Rosaceae
Source: RefSeq, a predicted model, not a curated record